AUGGUGGGAUUCCGGGAAACCGAGGCACUACGCCGCAAUGUCCUCCCAGAUGGCCGCCCACUAUCCGCACACGAUCGGGAGAGGCUUUUGAGGCCAUAUCUACCGCCAACACCAGACUCGAAAUCACCGUCGAGAGCUCCAUCCUCGUCUGGGAAGCCGCAAAAGUCUUCCAGGUCAAAGCCUUCCAAGGGCUUCCUACGACAGUACCUCUACGUCCUAAUAUACACCGUCAUACACGCCCUCUUCUCAGCCUACAUACGUGUGCGAAGAGCUUAUCAUGCUAUUGUCGACCAUAUCUUCGCCGUUCUCUACUAUCACCACCGCACGCCGGAGCUUAUAAGGAAGGAUGUCAGCAACUUGAGUCGGCUGCCUCAGCACCUCAGCGUCAUACUUGAUUUCAAUGACGAUGAGCAGGAUGGCGGUGGUGGGCUCGAAGGGCUUGUCAAUGACGUUGGAGAGAUAGCUGCAUGGUGUGCUAGUGCUGGUAUACCAGUGGUCAGCAUCUACGAGAAGACAGGCGUGCUGAAGAGCUACAUCCCCCAAACCCACCGAAAUAUCUCCAGAACUCUAGAAUCUUACUUUGGCACGCUCAAGAAACCAUCCCUAUCUCUCCGUGCUCCGCAUCUUCCCACCUUCAGCCCUCCGGCAACGCCGCCCUCCGCUUUCGCGACAGCAUCCGAUUUCUCCACGUCGCCAUUUCACAUCACGGUCCUGCUUCUCAGCGCAGAGGACGGCCGUAGCACGCUGGUGGACCUCACCAAGACUCUUGCUGAGAUGUCGCAGCGCGGGAAGCUCUCGCCAGCUGAUAUCAGCGCUGAGUUGAUUGAUGCUGAGAUCAGCGAGAGCGUGAUGGGGGAGCCGGACUUGUUAGUGCUGUUUGGGCCGAGGGUGGAGCUGAAGGGGUAUCCGCCGUGGCAAGUUCGACUGACCGAGAUCUAUCAUGCACCAGACAAUGCAGGUGUGGGCUACCAGACCUUCCUCCGAGCACUACAUCGGUUUGCAAAGGCGAAGAUGCGGUUUGGGCGAUAG
Molecule: messenger RNA, 1029 nt
Organism: Coniosporium apollinis CBS 100218
Lineage: Eukaryota; Fungi; Ascomycota; Dothideomycetes
Exons: 3
Coding region: 1-1029 (342 amino acids)
Cellular component (GO): endoplasmic reticulum membrane; dehydrodolichyl diphosphate synthase complex
Molecular function (GO): ditrans,polycis-polyprenyl diphosphate synthase [(2E,6E)-farnesyl diphosphate specific] activity
Source: RefSeq, a predicted model, not a curated record